AUGUUGGUGAAGAGCCGAAUGGCGAAGGAUCAUGUGGUUGACCUCGAUGAAGCAUUCUCCACGCUUCGAAAGUACCGGAUGAAACUCAAUCCCGCAAAAUGUGCAUUCGGAGUCACCUCGGGCAAGUUUCUUGGCUUCGUGAUCACCCAACGGGGAAUUGAAGCCAAUCCCAAGAAGAUCCGAGCGCUCCAAGAGAUGGUGCCCUCGAGGACAGUUAAAGAGGUGCAGCGGCUUACGGGACGGGUUGCAGCUCUCGGGAGAUUCGUUUCUCGGUCGGCCGAGCGCUGUCUCCCGUUCUUCGCGGCUCUCAAGCGGCCGAAGGACUUCUUGUGGCCGGCAGAAUGCCAGCAAGCCUUUGAAGAGCUUAAGCAUCUUCUCGCUUCUCCUCCUUUGCUCACGAAGCCUCAGCAGGGUGAGCUCCUUUAUCUGUACUUGGCUGUUUUCCCAGUUGCAGUGAGCUCGAUUCUGGUCCGAGAGGAGAACAGGCUUCAGAGACCAGUAUACUACACUAGCUGGAUCGUGCUGGAAGAAUUACGAAGUGGGCCGUUUGAGCUCGGAGAGUUUGACCUCAAGUACCGACCCAGACCGGCGAUCAAGGCGCAGGCGCUCGCCGACUUUAUAGUCGAGUGCACUGUGCCAGACAAGGCCGAGCUCGAGCUUGCAUCAACGGAGCAGACCCUGAGGUCGACGUGGACUCUGCACGUCGAUGGUUCCUCGAACUCGGUGGGUGGUGGAGCGGGCCUCAUCCUCACCAGUCCAGAUGGAGUGGUUGCCGAGCAGGCUUUACGCCUCAAGUUUUCCACCUCUAACAAUGUGGCGGAAUACGAGACACUCAUCACCGGGCUCAAGUUGGCAAGGGAGCUGGAAGUGAAGGACCUAAGGGUCUUCAGCGACUCCCAGCUGGUUGUGAACCAAAUCUUGGGUGACUUUGAAGCCAGAGAGCCCACGAUGCAGGAGUAUCUCCGGAAAGUGCGGGAUCUCACCUCGACUCUGUGCUCUUUCCACAUCCAACACAUUGCUAGGUCGGAGAACCUCAUAGCAGACCAACUGUCAAAGUUGGCGUCCUCUCGCAUGAGCGAGCUUCCCAAAGCAGCAGCACUGGAGUAUCUUCAGAUGCCCAGCACGAAGGAACCCGAGCCGGCCCUUUGCAUCGAUGUUGAGCCGAGCUGGAUGGACGAGCUCGUCAUCUACCUGCAGGAUGACGUCCUCCCCAUUGAUGAGCGCGAAGCUCGCCGAGUCAAGUGCUUAGCCUCUCGGUACAUAAUGUAUGAGGGCAAACUUUAUCGGAGGUCUUUUACCUCCCCCCUCCUCAGAUGCCUCCGCCCGUCGGAGGCGGAUUAUGCAAUGCGUGAAGUCCAUGAAGAAAUUUGCGGAAAUCAUCUGGGAGGCCGAGCACUGGCGCAUAAGAUUCUACGCCAGGGAUAUUAUUGGCCGACACUCCAGAAGGAUACGCUAGACUUCGUCCGGAGAUGCGACCGAUGCCAGAGGAACGCCAAUAUUCAACGCCGACCCUCGGCCCCAUUGACCUCGAUCAGUUCCUCUUGGCCAUUCGCCCAAUGGAGAAUUGAUAUCCUGGGACCAUUCCCUCUGGCAACCGGGCAAAGAAAAUUUUUGGUCGUCUAUAUUGACUAUUUUACUAAAUGGGUUGAGGCCGAGCCAGCGGUCCGGAUCACCGAGCAGAAGAUGCAGGAUUUCAUUUGGAAGUCAAUAAUCUGCAGAUUCGGACUUCCCUACAUCCUCAUAUCAGACAACGGCCGCCAGUUUGAUAACGCUCGCUUUAGAGAGUUCUGCUCCGAGCUCGGCAUCGACCACCGCUUCACCUCAGUUGCGCAUCCUCAGACAAAUGGAGAAACUGAAGUAACGAAUCGCACUAUUCUGCAGGGACUCAAAGCCAGGCUCGACCAAUCCAAAG
Molecule: messenger RNA, 1912 nt
Organism: Phoenix dactylifera (date palm)
Lineage: Eukaryota; Viridiplantae; Streptophyta; Magnoliopsida; Arecales; Arecaceae
Source: RefSeq, a predicted model, not a curated record